This is a messenger RNA of Camelina sativa (false flax), 749 nucleotides long. RefSeq lists its product as uncharacterized. The record is from RefSeq and is a predicted model, not a curated record. NCBI's taxonomy places the organism in Eukaryota, Viridiplantae, Streptophyta, Magnoliopsida, Brassicales, Brassicaceae.
UUAAACGGUCUAUGUCCAACAACGCCCACGGACAAAACACGGGUCGGACAAUCUGGACAUUGGUCAGCCCAUUGAUCGGACCAUUCUAGGUCAAAAUCGAUUUCAGGAAAAUCUUUAAACUCAUUUCUCAUUUUCUUAAAACUUGUUCGGCGAUAUUCUUUUGAUGAUUUCUCCAGCGAUACCAUCUGAUUUCCUUCAAUCUCCAGCGAUACCAUCUGCUUCCCUUCAAUCUCUGUCGAAUUCAGUGGUCAGCUACCAUCUUUGUCUUUUGGACACUCUCGAGUCUGUGUCUCUCUCUCAUCUCUUUGUCUCCACCGCACUAUUGCAUCCUCGCCGAUCAGUAAUAACAUUUACUCCGAUGGAAGAGAUUGAUGCCGUUCCAAAACCAGUUGUUGUUGACCCUCCAUUGUACGAAGAAGAAGCGGCUCCUCCUCCUCCUUCGGCUACUCAGCGCCGGCUGGUGGUGAACGCCGCCGGUGAAGAGAACCAUCUCAUUCAGCGGAUUCAGAGAGCUCUUGCGGAACUGCGUGAGUUGAGGAAUCAGUUUAAUGCCAUUCUUAGGGGACUAGAACUCCAAGUAGGAGAAGACGAAGAUCAAGCGGAGUCAUCAGUGGAGGAUCCAGAAGACUCUGAUGAUUCUUAGUAUUGUGUGUAUUAAUUAGACUUGUUUUGUUUCUUUCUCACUAGUAAUCUAUUCUACAUCAUGUUUCUGUCUCUUCUCUGCCUUGUGUGAAAUCAGCUUUGUGUCA